Thlaspi arvense is the source of this 3752-nucleotide messenger RNA. Lineage: Eukaryota; Viridiplantae; Streptophyta; Magnoliopsida; Brassicales; Brassicaceae. The record is from the annotation of a GenBank genome assembly.
UUAAAAUCCAAUAACUGCCCCAGACCAUACAGGCAUUGACUUUUUUAGAAAGACCAAUGAUGGCUAAUGACUACGUUUCCUCUGUUCUGAAAUCGUUGCUUCUGCUUCUUCAACUUGUCUUGUUGAGCCAGCUUGCUGGUUCUGCCUCUAUCGUCAAGUUUCUUCCUGGUUUUGAUGGCCCUCUUCCUUUUGAGCUCGAAACCGGGUACAUUGGUGUUGGUGAGAAGGAGGAAGUGCAAUUGUUCUACUACUUCAUCAAGUCUGAGAGGAACCCAAAAGAAGACCCUCUCCUUCUCUGGUUCAGUGGAGGACCUGGCUGCUCCUCCAUCUCUGGCCUUCUUUUUGAAAAUGGGCCUCUGGCUAUGAAGCUUGAUGUUUACAAUGGAACUCUUUCUUCCUUGGUCUCUACUUCAUAUUCAUGGACAAAGACUUCGAGCAUAAUAUUCUUGGAUCAGCCUGUUGGAACCGGCUUCUCCUACUCAAGAACUCACCUUGUGAAUAAACCCAGUGAUUCAGGAGAAGCCAAACGGAUCCAUGAGUUUCUUCAAAAGUGGCUAGGGGAACAUCAAGAGUAUUCCUCCAACCUUUUCUAUGUCGCCGGAGAUUCUUAUUCCGGUAAGGUUGUUCCGGCCCUUGUUCAAGAAAUCUCAAAAGGAAAUUACCAAUGCUGCAAACCUCCAAUAAAUCUUCAGGUUAAAUAUUUGUUGCUUCUUAUAAAUUACAUUGACAAAGCACUUAAAACUGAUAUGUUUCGUCCUUGGUACACUGAGCAACAACAGGGUUAUGUGCUGGGUAACCCAGUAACAGAGUUUGAAACUGACACUAACUCACGCAUUCCAUUCGCUCAUGGAAUGGCACUGAUCUCUGAUGAGCUUUACGUGUCACUCAAGAGAAUCUGCAAUGGGAAGUAUGAAAAUGUUGAUCCACGUAACACAGAUUGCUUGAAACUCGUUGAAGAAUAUCAUAAGUGUACAGAUAGAAUAUGCCUACUUCUUAUAUCAAUGCCAUUUUGCGUAACAGACACUCCAAAUUGCUAUAUUUAUCGGUAUUUGCUAUCUACCUACUGGGCCAAUGAUGAAACCGUACGCAAAGCUCUUCAAAUCAAAGAGGAGAGUAUAGGGGAAUGGGUACGGUGUAAUUGGGAUAUCCCUUACACUCGUGACAUUGUAAAUAGUGUACCUUACCAUAAGAAUAAUAGCAUCAGUGGCUAUCGUUCUCUCAUCUUCAGUGGUGAUCACGAUAUGGCAGUACCUUUCCUUGGAACUCAAGCUUGGAUACGAUCUCUCAACUAUUCGGUUGUUGAUGAAUGGAGGCCAUGGAUGAUCAAAGAUCAAGUCGCUGGAUACACAACGACUUAUGCCAACAAAAUGACAUUUGCUACUGUCAAAGCAACAAAAACUCGAGUGAUUAAACAUUUGGUGUGAAAACGCUCUCUUGAUGAGAGAAAGAGUCAAUCUACUACAGAGCAUGCCACGUGUCCAGUUGAUUGGCCUUCCCCUUCUUAAUGUGUUUUAAGCAAACGUUAAGCUUUCAAUUAAAUGGAUGCUAUAAAAAAUUAGAAAAAUCCCUUACCAUGUGAGCCCAGACCAAGAGAGUCAAAAGUACAUAUAAAUUUGGUAAUUUUGAUUUGUUUUAAUGCUCGUGAAAGGCAAGGACAAUUAACUAGUAAUUUUGUAUUAUCUUAACGUUGGUUUGAAGAUUAGGCACGAAAUUUUCCCAUUAAAAAAGUGUGACAUGUACUGUUAACGUUGCCGUCAUGAAGCUUCUAAAGUUGUAAGACAGAGAGUGGGUGGGCGACUUUUUUUCAUCUUCUUCUAAGAUUCAAUAAUUGUCCAUACAGGCAUUGACUUUUUCAGAAACUGAGAAAGACCAAUGAUGGCUAAUGACUACGUUUCCUCUGUUCUAAAACCGUUGCUUCUGCUUCUUCAACUUGUCUUGUUGAGUCAGCUUGCUGAUUCUGCCUCUGUCGUCAAGUUUCUUCCUGGUUUUGAUGGCCCUCUUCCCUUUGAGCUCGAAACCGGGUACAUUGGUGUUGGUGAGGAAGAAGAAGUGCAAUUGUUCUACUACUUCAUAAAGUCUGAGAGGAACCCAAAAGAAGAUCCUCUUCUUCUCUGGCUAAGUGGAGGACCUGGCUGCUCUUCCAUCUCUGGCCUCCUUUUUGAGAAUGGGCCUCUUACUAUGAAGCUUGAUGUUUACAAUGGAACUCUCCCUUCUUUGGUCCCUACUACAUAUUCAUGGACAAAGACUUCGAGCAUGAUAUUCUUGGAUCAGCCUGUUGGAACUGGCUUCUCCUACUCAAGAACUCAACAGUUUAAUAAACCCAGUGAUUCAGGAGAAGCCAAACGUAUCCAUGAGUUUCUUCAGAAGUGGCUAGACGAGCAUCAAGAGUUUUCCUCCAACCCUUUCUAUGUCGCCGGAAAUUCUUACUCCGGUAAGGUUAUUCCGGCCCUCGUUCAAGAAAUCUCGAAAGGAAAUUAUCAAUGCUGCAAACCUCCAAUAAAUCUUCAGGGCUAUGUGCUCGGUAACCCGGUAACAGAGUUUGAAACUGACGUUAACUCACGCAUUCCAUUUGCUCAUGGAAUGGCACUGAUCUCUGAUGAGCUCUACGAGUCGCUCAAGAGAGUAUGCAAAGGAAAAUAUUUAAAUGCUGAUCCACGUAACACAGAAUGCUUGAAACUCGUUGAGGAAUAUCAUAAGGUACACACACACUGACACACACACACACACACUCGUGACCUUGUGUCUGCCUAGUAAAAGAACAAUCACUAAAUCCAGGCUUCUUCUUGUGCUUAUUUAUUUUAGUGUACAUUAUACAUAUAUCUCAUAUCAAUACCAGUGUGCGAAACUGAUACUCCAGAUUGCUAUGUAAGUAAAUCCUUCUUGCGCCCUGUUUACUGUUAAACCAUUGAGAGAGAGAAACAAAAAAAAAGCACAAGAAGAAGCUUGAAUCAAUUAUGUAUAUGCAAUUUUGCUUUUUUUAAAGAAAUAUCGGUAUUUGCUGUCUACGUACUGGGUCAAUGAUGCAACCGUACGCAAAGCUCUUCAAAUCAAUGAGGUAUAUGAGAAUUUUAUGUCAAGAUUUUUGGUAAAGAAACAAUGUUAAGGGAUAUAAGAAGAAAUGAUAUUGCAGAAGAGUAUAGAGGAAUGGGUACGAUGUAAGUGGGAUAUCCCUUACACUCCUGACAUAACAAGUAGCGUACCUUACCAUAAGAAUAACAGCAUAAAUGGCUAUCGUUCUCUCAUCUUCAGUGGUGAUCACGAUUUGGCAGCACCUUUCCUUGGAACCCAAGCUUGGAUAAGAUCUCUCAACUAUUCGGUUGUUGACGAAUGGAGGCCAUGGAUGAUCAAAGAUCAAGUCGCUGGAUACACAAGGACUUAUGCCAACAAAAUGACAUUUGCUACUGUCAAAGGAAGUGGCCACACGCCAGAGUAUAAACCAGAUGAAAGCUUUAUCAUGUUCCAAAGGUGGAUCAAUGGCUAACCUUUGUAAAAGAAGAUUGUGGACUUUGCGUAUAUAAUGGACAAGAAAUUGUGAUUCUGCUAUUCAUUCUUUCAAAGUGUGUCACAUAUUCAAAGUACACACCUUCAUCACAUGUGUAACUUGAAUUAAAAUUUCAUAAUUUCUUAAUGUAAGCAACACGAGUGUUGCUGUUCUAGCUUGGUACAUUGUGCAUUUCACUUCUUUUAUGGAAAACUGUAAUUGAUUUUUGUUUUUACUUUAUUAUUUACAGCAAAGCUCAAUUGAAAAAAAA